Molecule: messenger RNA, 2823 nt
Organism: Striga hermonthica
Lineage: Eukaryota; Viridiplantae; Streptophyta; Magnoliopsida; Lamiales; Orobanchaceae
Source: the annotation of a GenBank genome assembly
AUGGCGGGCCCUUCUCUGAUGGACUCCCUCUUCCAGCGCUCGGUCGACGACGUAAUCAAGGGUAUCCGCCUCAGCCCGCCGGGCACCGAGCCCGCCUUCAUCGCCCGAUCCCUCGACGAGAUCCGCCGCGAGAUCAAGUCGACCGACCCGGAGACGAAGGCCGUCGCCCUCCACAAGCUCGCGUACCUCCACUCCCUCCACGGCGCGGACAUGUCCUGGGCCGCCUUCCACGCCGUAGAGCUCUCCUCCUCCGUCGCCCACCACCAGAAGCGCGUCGCCUACCUCGCCGCCUCCCUCUCCUUCGAUCCCUCCACCACCCAGGUCAUCCUCCUCCUCACCCACCAGCUCCGGAAGGAUCUCUCGUCCUCCAAUGUCCACGACGUCAGCCUAGCUCUCUCCACCCUCUCCUCCAUCUGUAACCCCGAUCUGGCCCGGGAUCUGACGCCGGAGCUCUUCGCGCUGCUUGGUAGCAGUAAACUUUUUGUGAGGAAGAAGGCGUUAGCGGCGGUUCUGAGGGUUUUUGAACAGUACCCAGACGCUGUGCGCGUAUGUUUCAAAAGAGUUGUUGAGAAUCUAGAGAAUGCUGACAUGGGGAUUUUGUCUGCGGUUGUGGGGUUGUUCUGUGAGCUCACUGAAAAAGAGCCAAGAUCCUACUUGCCGCUGGCUCCCGAGUUUUAUAAGAUUUUGGUGGACUGUAGAAAUAACUGGGUGUUGAUUAAGGUACUUAAAAUUUUUGCCAACUUGGCUCCUCUGGAACCGAGGUUGGCCAAGAGGAUUGUGGAGCCCAUCUGUGAGCAUAUGGGAAGGACGGGAGCUAAAUCGUUAGCGUUUGAAUGUGUGAGGACAAUCAUGACUAGUUUGAGUGAGUACGAUUCUGCAGUUAAGCUUGCAGUGGGGAAAGUGCGGGAGUUUUUGUUAGAAGAUGAUCCCAACCUUAAAUAUCUUGGGCUGCAAGCACUGGCCAUUCUUUCAGACACGAAUGUAUGGGCUGUUUUGGAGAACAAGGAUUUGGUGGUUAAGGCCCUGAGCGAUGUUGAUGAGAAUAUUAAACUUGAGGCCCUACGGCUUGUGAUGUGUAUGGUCUCUGAGGAUAACGUCAUGGAAAUCUGUAGGAUUUUGAUCAGUCAGGCACUUAAGUCUGACCCCAAGUUCUGUAACGAGAUUCUGGAUUUCAUUCUGCGGACUUGCUCGAGGAAUUUAUACGAGGUAGUUUAUGAUUUUGAUUGGUAUGUGUCAUUUCUUGGUGAUAUGGCGAGGGUUCCGCAUUGCCAUAUGGGGAGCGAAAUCGAGGACCAACUUGUUGAUAUUGGCAUGAGGGUUAAGGAUGCCAGGUUUCAGCUUGUUCAGGUUGCUCGUGAUCUGGUGAUUGACCCUGCAUUACUCGGGAACCCAUUUAUACAUGGAGUUUUGGCGGCUGCUGCCUGGAUUUCGGGAGAGUACGUCGAGCUUUCAAGAAACCCAUUUGAGAUCACAGAAGCUUUAUUACAGCCACGAACCAGUCUCCUUACUCCAUCAGUAAGAGCUGUAUAUAUUCAGUCUGUAUUUAAAGUACUUGUGUUCUGUCUGAAUUCGUAUCUCAAGUUAAAUGGAGAUGAUGCAUUGCCCUCUGUGCCAGCAUAUUCAGACUUUAAAGAUAACGAGGGGGAUUUUGAAACAGUAGCAAGUCAGCCAUUACCCGAUGGUCCUGACCUGGAUAAUCCGAAUUUGGCUGCUAAGAAUGGACAGAAUCUAUCAUCUUCAAGAACACAACAUCUUUCUCUAGAAUCUCUUAUGGUUGUAAUUAAUCUGAUAGAAACAAAUUUGGGGCCCUUGGCUGGUAGUAAUGAAGUUGAAGUGCAAGAGAGGGCGAGAAAUGUCCUAGGAUUGAUUAAGUUGAUUAAACCUAUAUUGCUUGACCAGAGAGAAGUUGAUACAGUUGGCGAAGGACUGAAGCAUAUUGAAGUGGUGAAGCUAAUUUUUGGUGCAUUUUCGAAGGAUCUUGGUCCAGUUUCAUCUAAUGCCCAAGAGAGGGUACCUGUACCUGAUGGGUUGGUACUUAAAGAAAAUCUUCGUGAUUUGGAUGAUAUAUGUGGUGAAACUCAGUUGCCUGUAUCAACUUCUUUCUCCUUAGUCAAACAUUCAAUGGUAGUAGAGGUUCCUAGCCAUCCAGAACACCCGAGCAAGGAAGAAUUCGAACCGUCAAGUAAGUCCACAUCCUUACUUGCAGAGCACAGGAAGCGGCAUGGCCUGUAUUACCUUCCUUCAGAAAAAGCAGGGACAACAUCCAAUGAUUAUCCACCUGCUCAUGACCCUAAAGAGACGAUUACUGAUGAGGCUGAAGAUCUUGUGAAGUUAACAGAACAAUCGCUUGUCAUUAGGAAAAAGCCAAAUCAAGCCAAGCCUCGGCCUGUGGUUGUGAAAUUGGAUGAUGGGGAAGGAUUUAAUUUAGCGGCCAAGACUCCCGAGUUCAAGGCUGAUGUGAUUUCAGGUGCUGUGCAAGAAGUGCUGUUAGGUAAUGAAGCUACAGCAUCAACAUCAAGAAGGAAAUCUUCUAACAGGUCAAGUAAGAGAAGGGUGGUCAAUGACUUAAAUGUUGGGGUAUCUGAACCGAAAAACGAAACAGUGAAGGCCGAUGUAUCGGAGAUCGGUAAUCCUGGUUCAGGAAGAAGAAAGCACCAUGGCCAUGGUAAAGAGAGGAAAAAUCGGAAUUCUGGAAAAGAUAAAGAUCAUGAAAACAAAGACAAGCAGAAGAGUGAGCAUGCACAUGGUAAGCACAGGUCGCGACACAGAGCAGAUGGAGCAUUAGCAGCUCAAUCACCAGUCAUUCCGGAUUUUCUCUUAUAG